UCGUGCUAGGCGGGUUGUUGUUGUUGCUGUGGAGAUAGAACUGGUCCGACAGAGUUUAGCUCGCUUUGGACUCCCAACAGGAACACAACGGUACCGUUUAAAGAGGAACUUACCCCCGGUGAUAUGGCUGCUGCAAACUACCUACAAUCUGAAGAUCAGUUUCUGUGCUCCAUCUGUCUGGAUGUGUUCACGGAUCCUGUGACUACAUCAUGUGGACACAACUUCUGCAAAAACUGCAUCACUGAACACUGGAAUACUAGUGACAGGUACCUGUGUCCGAUAUGUAAGGAGAGUUUUACCACAAGACCUGAUUUGAGGGUCAACACUUUGUUCUCUGAGAUGGUUGCUCAGUUCAGACAGUCAGCUCAACAGAAAGCCAGCAUCAGCUCAGAGCAACAAGUGUCCAAACCAGGAGAAGUUCCCUGUGAUGUCUGCACUGGAACCAAACUGAAGGCCCUGAAGUCCUGCCUGGUGUGUCUGGUCUCCUACUGUGAGACUCACCUGGAGCCUCAUCUGACACUGUCAGGCCUGAAAAGACAUCAGCUGAUCGACCCUGUGGAGAACCUGGAAGACAGGAUGUGUACGAAACAUGAUAAACCUCUGGAGCUGUUCUGUAAGACCGACCAGACAUGUGUCUGCAUGCUCUGCACUGUUUUAGACCACAAGAUGCAUGAUGUUGUUCCUCUGAAAGAAGGAUAUGAAGGAAAGAAGGCAGAGCUAGGGAAGACAGAGGCUGAAAUUCAGCAGAUGAUCCAGAAGAGACGACUGAAGAUUGAGGAGGUCAAACACUCAGUCGACCUCAGUGAGGAAGAUGCAGACGUAGAGAUAGCAGAAGGUGUUCGGGUCUUCUCUUCUCUAAAGGAGUUUGCUGACAGAGGCCAGACCACUCUCAUCAAAACAAUUGAAGAGAAGCAGAAAACAACAAAAAGAAAGGCUGAAGCUUUUGUCAAAGAGCUGGAACAAGAAAUCUCUGAGCUGAAAAAGAGAAGAACAGAGGUGGAGCAGCUCUCACGCUCUGAAGACCACCUCCAUCUUCUCCAGAGUGUCCAGUCCCUAAACACCAACCACCCUCCACCCACCAAGGACUGGACAGAAGUUGGCUUUUCGUCACCAUCAUAUGAAGGGAUUGUAGUGAGAGCUGUGGCAAAACUCGAGGAGACCCUUGGUGAAGAGAUUAUCGAGCUGCUCCAAACAGAGCUGUGGAGGGUCCAGCAUUGUGCAGUGGAUGUGACUCUUGAUCCUGAUACAGCACAUCCUAAUCUCAUACUGUCUGAUGAUGGGAAACAAGUGAGUAAUAGUGAUCUAAAGAAGAAUGUUCCAGACAAUCCAGAGAGAUUUGAUGUUUGUAAUUGUGUUUUAGGAAAACAGAGUUUCUCUUCAGGCAGAUUUUACUUUGAGGUUCAAGUUAAAGGAAAGACUGAUUGGGAUUUAGGAGUGGCCAGAGAGUCGAUCAACAGGAAAGGAGAAAUGACACUGAGUCCUGUGCGUGGUUAUUGGACUUUAUUGUUGACAAAUGGAAAUGAGUAUGAAGCUCUUGAUGACCCUGCUGUCCGUCUCUCUCGGAAGUCUCGGCCUCAGAAGGUGGGGGUGUUUGUGGAUUAUGAGGAGGGUCUGGUCUCAUUUUAUGAUGUAGAUGCUGUAGCUCUUAUCUACUCCUUUACUGGCUGCUCCUUCACUGAGAAACUCUUCCCAUACUUCAGUCCUGGUGAUGAUCAUGGUAUUAACAACUCUGUACCUCUGAUCAUCUCAGCUACCAGUGUGUGUCAGUGUGACUAUUAAGAUCUUAUUUCAUGUAUUGAUUUAUUUUCAUUCAAGGGAAACAAAUGUACAUAUUGUCAAGAAACACAGGUCAUGGGGAGAAUAUCUACCUUGUAUUAAACCGACUACUUUCAGUUGCAGAAGAAAUCCGUCGCUUUAGACAGCAAAUUUGUGAAGCUGCAGUUUUACAGUAAAUUUGUAAAAAUACUGGAAAAUAACACUGAAUGUGCUGCAAACGUUUUGCGCAGCGUGAUUGUCUACAAAGUCAAUGCAAAGACACAACAUAAUUUGUGUGUUUCAAAUUUCAACUUAAGCAAGAAAUUUGUGUGGUGCCAUUUAGUUAAAGCUUAUCAGCGUCGAGAUUCUCCUGCAUAGCAGGAUGGAAAGAAACGUAGUUUGUGCCUCAGCUCUACAUCAAGCAGAAACCUUUGGUGCUAAAAAAGUAAGCUAACACGGAAGUGCCAAAAACUGCAGUUCCUCGAGUUGCCACCUCUUUGUUUAUUUUUGGAUUAGCCGGGAGUUAGGCACUGCCAAGAUUGCCCAGACCGGAGCCACCUGGAGCCGCCCACAAUUUUAUGUGAUGUUUGAUUUACACUUUAUUCCAUUUUUUAUCAUAUGGUUAAAUGUGCAGCAAUACUUUGCAAAUUGAAUCAAACUUCAUCUUGACAUAUUUGGUGUCUUUAGAAACUGAUUUCUUCUGGAAGUUACAAUAAAUAUCUGUGGGUUUAAAUAGAUAUCCACAUAACGUGUCAUGAUGCAUCAAGUUAAUGUAUUGAUGAAUUACGACUAGAAACAAAGCAAUUGCAGAUAUCCACAAAUGGAGAAAAAAAAGAACAACACAAAUGUUUUUUUUCUCAUUUUAAAUAUGUAAAAUUAAAGGUAAAGUACAAAUCUGAUGGGCCAUUUAUAAUUUAAGAGGUAUAUGGUGUAAAUUGGUUGUCUGAUGUUUUUUAUUUUUUAUAUUCCUCAAUAAUGAGACAGGAAAGAAAAAGUCUGAAUUAUUGUGGCAUAAUUGCAGAAAUAAAGUUUGUUUGUUGGGACCAAGAA
Perca fluviatilis (European perch) is the source of this 2805-nucleotide messenger RNA. Its product is annotated as E3 ubiquitin-protein ligase TRIM21-like. The record is from RefSeq and is a predicted model, not a curated record. The transcript has 2 exons. Lineage: Eukaryota; Metazoa; Chordata; Actinopteri; Perciformes; Percidae. Gene Ontology annotation, molecular function: protein binding; zinc ion binding. Bases 124 to 1779 code for a protein of 551 amino acids.